This is a messenger RNA of Cavenderia fasciculata, 1353 nucleotides long. It is a transcript of the gene CSN2, whose product is annotated as proteasome component region PCI domain-containing protein. Gene Ontology annotation, biological process: protein deneddylation. The coding region runs from base 1 to 1353 and encodes 450 amino acids. Gene Ontology annotation, cellular component: COP9 signalosome. Lineage: Eukaryota; Evosea; Eumycetozoa; Acytosteliales; Cavenderiaceae. The transcript is spliced from 4 exons. The record is from RefSeq and is a predicted model, not a curated record.
AUGUCAGACGAUGAAGAUAUGAUUUAUGACGACGAUGAAUACUAUGACGAUGAUGAUGGAGAUGACAACAACGAUGAUGAAGAUCCAUCGGUAGAAAUUGAAAAUCAAUACUACAACUCAAAAGGUCUCAUUGAAGAUUCAGUUCCAGAGGCUAUAGAAUCAUACGAAAGAGUUAUAGAAUUGGAGAAUGGUGAAAAAGGUGAAUGGGGUUUCAAAGCAUUAAAAAAGAUUACUAAAUUAAACUUUCAAAUUCAGAAAUAUGAAAAGAUGAUUAGUAUCUAUAAACAAUUCCUUAGUUACACCAAGUCUGCAGUAACAAGUAAUACCUCUGAAAAGGGUAUCAAUUCAAUUCUAGAUCUCGUUUCAGCAUCAAAUACCAAUAUCGAUUUGGAUCUCGUCCAACAAAUCUAUGAUUUGACACUCAAGACUUUAUUGGAAGCCAAGAAUGAAAGAGUUUGGUUUAGAACUAAUCUCAAAUUAUGUAAAUUAUUAUUUGAAAAGGAGGAAUACAGUAGAUUGGCAAAGAUUCUUAGAGAGUUGCAAAAGUCUUGUCAAAAUGAAGAUGGUUCCGAUGAUCAAAAGAAGGGAAGUCAACUUGUUGAUAUUUAUGCCUUGGAAAUUCAAAUGUACACUGCCACUAAAAACAAUAAGAAACUUAAGGAAUUAUAUAAAAAGGCUUUAGAUAUUAAAAGUGCAAUUCCACAUCCACGUAUUAUGGGUAUUAUUAGAGAAUGUGGUGGUAAGAUGCACAUGGCAGAGAAGGAAUGGGAAAAGGCACACUCUGACUUUUUUGAAGCUUUCAAAAACUAUGAUGAAGCCGGUAACCCUAGAAGAAUCCAAUGUCUCAAAUACUUGGUUUUGGCUAAUAUGUUGAUGCUUUCCUCGAUCAAUCCAUUUGAUUCUACCGAAGCCAAACCCUACAAAAAUGAUCCAGAUAUUUUGGCAAUGACCAAUCUUGUCAGUGCCUACGAGAGAAACGACAUUUAUGCAUUUGAAAAGAUUUUGAGAGACAAUAGAAAGACCAUUAUGGAGGAUCCAUUCAUCCGUAUGUACAUUGAAGAUUUGUUAAAGAAUAUCCGUACACAAGUAUUAUUAAAGUUGCUCGAGCCAUACACCCGUAUCCGUAUUCCAUUCAUCUCCAAGGAGCUCAAUAUCCCAUCCAACGAAGUCGAAGCCUUGCUCGUCUCUCUCAUCCUCGACAACAAGAUUCGUGGUGCCAUCGAUCAAGUCAACCAACAACUCGAACUCGAUACUGCCAAGUCUGCUGGCUACUGGAAAUACCGUUCCAUUCACAAAUGGGCUUCCCAACUUGGCUCUGUCACAAAUACCGUUGCUGGUAAAUUGAGUGCUUAA